Molecule: messenger RNA, 1269 nt
Organism: Dissoconium aciculare CBS 342.82
Lineage: Eukaryota; Fungi; Ascomycota; Dothideomycetes; Mycosphaerellales; Dissoconiaceae
Product: proteasome regulatory particle subunit
Exons: 1
Coding region: 1-1269 (422 amino acids)
Biological process (GO): proteasome-mediated ubiquitin-dependent protein catabolic process
Cellular component (GO): proteasome regulatory particle, base subcomplex
Molecular function (GO): ATP hydrolysis activity; ATP binding; proteasome-activating activity
Source: RefSeq, a predicted model, not a curated record
AUGGCAUCUGCCGAAGUUGCCAACCCUGCCCACACAGAAGCACCCCAUCAAAGACGCCAGAUCGCAAAUCAGUCCGCCACAAAGGUAGAUAGCAUUGAUGGUCUAUCAGACUCAGACGACCAGUAUGCCACCUACAAAAAGCUACAGCGUCAAUUAGAAUACAUCAAGCUGCAAGAGGAAUACAUCAAGGAUGAACAGCGAAGCCUGAAGCGGGAGUUGGUACGCGCACAAGAGGAAAUCAAGCGGAUACAAAGUGUCCCACUUGUCAUCGGACAGUUCAUGGAAGCGAUUGACCAAAACACCGGCAUUGUGCAGUCAUCGACUGGAAGCAACUAUGUGGUCCGCAUCCUCAGCACCUUGGAUCGGGAGCUGCUGAAACCUAGCUCAAGUGUGGCGCUCCACCGACAUUCGAACAGCUUGGUCGACAUCCUUCCGCCGGAAGCUGAUAGCAGCAUUGCGAUGUUGGGAGCGGAUGAGAAGCCGGAUGUGUCAUACGCAGAUGUCGGAGGUCUCGAUAUGCAGAAGCAGGAAAUUCGCGAAGCGGUGGAGUUGCCGCUCACACAAUUCGAUCUCUACAAGCAAAUCGGUAUCGAUCCGCCCCGUGGUGUACUUCUCUAUGGUCCUCCUGGAACAGGCAAGACUAUGCUGGUCAAGGCGGUUGCAAACAGCACCACAGCGUCGUUCAUUCGAGUGGUUGGUUCGGAAUUCGUUCAGAAAUAUCUUGGAGAAGGACCACGUAUGGUCCGAGACGUCUUCCGUAUGGCUCGGGAAAACAGCCCUGCAAUCAUUUUCAUCGACGAGAUCGAUGCUAUUGCCACAAAGCGUUUCGAUGCACAGACCGGUGCCGACCGAGAAGUUCAACGUAUUCUGCUGGAGCUUCUGAACCAGAUGGACGGUUUCGAUCAGACCUCUAACGUCAAGGUUAUCAUGGCCACCAACCGAGCAGACACACUAGACCCCGCUCUUCUACGACCAGGUCGUCUUGACCGAAAGAUCGAAUUUCCUUCCCUUCGUGACAGACGUGAGCGUCGUCUCAUUUUCUCCACUAUCGCGUCCAAGAUGAGCCUGUCACCCGAGGUGGAUCUCGACUCCUUGAUCGUCCGCAACGAUCCACUCUCCGGUGCCGUGAUUGCAGCAGUAAUGCAGGAAGCCGGUCUACGCGCUGUCAGAAAGAACCGCUACAAUAUCAUCCAGCAAGAUCUGGAGGAUGCAUAUACCAGCCAGGUGAAGGGUGCGAGCGAAGCUGACAAAUUCGAUUUCUACAAAUGA